UUUCUUCCCAUCCUCUCUUCAAGCAUCCCAAUUCUCAAACUUACAUCUUUUUCUCUGUCUCUCUGCAAUACAAUCAGAAUUUAGAAGAAACUCAAAUGGAGAGCUCGAUUCAUGGCCUGCCCCUUCUAAAAAGAUUCAAACUUCUGCAACAACAAGAAGAUGAGAGCACGCACUCAUCAUCACGCCUUCCAGCGAAGAAGAGAAAAGAUUCAUGGGAUCCUCCCAUUCUACCCUCUAAUACUGUUUCUUGUUGCUUACCUGCAAAAAAGAGGGUUUGGGCUCUUCAACCUCUCAGCCCACAAAAGUUCAGUUCGCCUUUUGAUCUCAAUGUCGAAUAUAAGCCAUCUCCCGAGAAGAAACAAUCCACAGUCGUUGCGGAAUCUGAAGAAAAUGCAGCAAAAGAUGAUAACCAAGAUACAUACGAGGGCACCCAUGAAGAAGAAGAAGAAGAUGGGAUUGUGUGCGACAUUUGCCUGAGCACCGACGGAGACCCUUCAGAUCCAAUCGUCUUGUGUGAUGGUUGCGAUCUUAUGGUCCACGCUACCUGCUAUGGAAAGCCCCUCAUUCAGGGUAUCCCAGAAGGGGAGUGGUUCUGUGCCAAGUGCGAAAUUUCUUCGCCUUCUCAAAAGCUUGUAGCUGAUGAGAAAAAUGCCGAUUACUGUUGCUGUCUUUGUCCCAUUAAAAGAGGAGCCAUGAAACCCACAACAGAUGGGCGGUGGGCUCAUAUCAUAUGUGCGCUUCUAGUGCCUGAGGUAUUCUUUAAGGACCCAGAAGGAAGGGAUGGCAUUGAUUGUUCACGGGUUCCUCGUAGGAGAUGGAAAGGGAUAUGCUAUCUUUGUCACUCUGCAAGUGGAUGUGUUAUUGAAUGCUCUGAGCCCAAAUGCCCAUUGGCCUUCCACGUUAGUUGCGGGUUAAAAGAGGAUCUAUGUAUUGAGUACAGAGAAGGGAAGAGCGCAAGUGCCAUUGUCGCUGGGUUCUGCAAAAAUCACACUGUGCUGUGGAAGAAGCAACAAAAGAGUGGAAAGUUCAAGAUUGUAGCUAGGGAGCAGCAAAGGAAAUAAGAUUGAUAGAGAUGCGAGUGCCUGCGGAUUCAUAGAUCUCAGAUCCCAACAUGAGUUCAAGUAGAUCUAGCUAUCGACUGUUGGUAGAUGGAAGCUAUGUAAUCAUUAACUGACUAAUUUACUAGUUUAGUUUAUACUUGGCCACGGAUGCUGAUAUGA
Molecule: messenger RNA, 1220 nt
Organism: Telopea speciosissima
Lineage: Eukaryota; Viridiplantae; Streptophyta; Magnoliopsida; Proteales; Proteaceae
Product: protein Jade-1
Exons: 2
Coding region: 96-1061 (321 amino acids)
Biological process (GO): regulation of transcription by RNA polymerase II
Source: RefSeq, a predicted model, not a curated record